AUGGAUGCCACAAAGGCCGAGCAGCAGGACGUGUCGAAUGCCUUGCGUCGAGAGCACCGCCAUCAGAUCGACGCCGAAGAGCUGCGAAGGCGCCUUGAACAAGUCAGCACACGGCAAGCAGAAGAGGAAUCGCACUCACAUGCCACUUCGAAGGCUUCGGCAAAGAGCCCUGCAGAAGAGGCACUCGACGACCCGCCCUCGCGAUUGAUGGCGCUGCCUUCCGAGCUCCGCCUUCUGGUAUACGAGCACUACCUCAAACUUCAGCUACCACACGAAAACCCAAGGCUCUUACUGCACGGUCGCGCCGAGAAGACUUCUGUGCGUGUCCUACCUCUUCUGGCGGUCUCGACUCAGGUCAGAGCAGAGUUCUUGCCGUUGUGGGCCAGCAGGAUUACUUUCGUCCUCGGGCCAGAGAGAAAUGCCUCCUACCAGGGAGAGUGCCUCGACGUUCUUCGAGACACAGUUCUACCGCAUAUCCGCAAAUUCUGCCUGACACGCGUGACUGAAGGAUAUCACUGGCUCAUCACCCUCAAGGGAGCCCGCGCAGCUGAUUGCAGCAUCAUGCCGGACAGCUACUUCCACGAGGGCGCUUUCAAGGUGAAUUGUAUGGCAGACGACUCGCGUGCUGCCAUGGAAGAUUUCCUGCGCGACAUAUCCCGGCACAGAAGUCCGUUAUGCCUCGAGAAACACGAGAUCUACGAGCUCGGGGACAUCUCCUUCGACAUGCAUCCAGACAGACCUCUCCGGUUCCGGCAAGCUGCUCGUCGCUAG
Messenger RNA from Fulvia fulva, 771 nucleotides. RefSeq lists its product as uncharacterized. The record is from RefSeq and is a predicted model, not a curated record. NCBI's taxonomy places the organism in Eukaryota, Fungi, Ascomycota, Dothideomycetes, Mycosphaerellales, Mycosphaerellaceae. Bases 1 to 771 code for a protein of 256 amino acids. The transcript has a single exon.